Molecule: messenger RNA, 3129 nt
Organism: Strongylocentrotus purpuratus (purple sea urchin)
Lineage: Eukaryota; Metazoa; Echinodermata; Echinoidea; Camarodonta; Strongylocentrotidae
Product: potassium channel subfamily K member 16-like
Exons: 3
Coding region: 122-1216 (364 amino acids)
Biological process (GO): stabilization of membrane potential; potassium ion transmembrane transport
Cellular component (GO): membrane
Molecular function (GO): potassium ion leak channel activity
Source: RefSeq, a predicted model, not a curated record
CGUUUGUAUUAGUUUGGCUGAAGUGCAUGUCUAUGGUAGUGGUGUGAGUCCUGACUGGGCAAUUAGUUAUAUAGAUCGUCACUGUAUAGAUAGUAGUUGUCAUUCAAAGUGAACGCAGCCGAUGAUGGCCCAUGACGAAGAUUCUAUCAGCGUUGAAGAUAUCGGAGAAGACGAACCACAACCGACGUCGUCGUCGUUAAAGAAGAAAUGGAUUGCAUCUCUUGUCCUUCUUCUCGUCAUCUUAGUAUACCUUUUCGCCGGCGCGCUCAUUUUUAGCGCGCUCGAGCGUCCGGGGGCAGUUCAAGCUUCUGAGGACUUUGAUGCAGCACUCCUACGACUCGCGUCGGAAAAUGAUUGCCUUGACGAGGAGGAUGUCGCCGAGCUCAUGUACAUCGUGACCAAGGCCAUAGGGGAAGGGGCCUACGCAAGUGGUCAUCCUUACGCUUCCCUUAUGACUUUGGAAAUAGAUAACGAGACUGCCUUCGUGCCUAUGUGGUCUGUUCAAUAUAACUUCGUCUUUGUUACAUCAGUGGUGACGACAGUAGGGUUUGGGUAUACUGCACCACGUACAGUUGUAGGUCAGUUCGUCUGCGUUCUCUAUGCUCUCAUAGGAAUUCCAUUCGUAGGAACUACAAUCUUGACCUUCGGGAAAAUACUCAAGGCUCUGAGACAACCCAAGUUUACCAAGAAAAUAUUCAAGGCUCUGAGACGACCCAAGUUCACCAAGAAACUGAAAGUCUGUGUGGUGAUCUGGCAACGAUUCCGGACGGCUGGAGUGCUCGUCUUCAACCUUCUUCUAUUAUGUCUCCUUCUGGUUCCCCCAAGUCUCCUUAAAUUUUUUACCCAACACUGGAGCUUCAUAGACAGUUACUACUUCUCCAUGGAGACGAUGACAACCAUCGGUUUUGGUGAUAUACAAGUGGGGAACUCAAGAGGCAACGCCUCUAAAGAAUAUUUGAAGGCGUUCAUCCAUUUUACCUACCAGCUCAUCUACAUCGGUCUUUUGUCCACCAUGUUUGAUACAUCUACCAAGACUCAGCAGCGAGGAGCCCGAAGGAUCUCGGAUCGUCUAUCCAAUUACAAGAAAAGGUAUCAUCAGCGACAUCGCCAGGCUUUACGAUCCAAGAAACAGGAGGCAACAAAACUAUCACACGACGAUGGUGAUAAUAAACAAGGUGAUACCGGAAGCCUAGAAGCUCCGCAUCCAAAGCCUUAAUUAUCAAAUCGCCCAAAACGAUCGACAGCGACGGAAGUACCUUGCAAGGCAAAUUCAGUAGAUGAGAGAUCCCUUGGAUCAGCGUUUUCCUACCCUCUCUUAUAUGGCACCCUUUUAAGAAAUAAAAAGUUUCGCGUCCAACAAAUCCCAAAUAUACACUAAAGAUUUAUUUUGCAUUACUCUGGCACUUGUCAAGUGCCAUUAUAGACACGUAUAUGGGCACUUUACUUUCUAAAUUUGCGAGCGAGCGAAGCGAGCCAGCAAAAAGGGAACAUUUUUAAUAUGGUAAAAUAUUAUACAAACAUUGACUGCUCAUGAGGAUGAUGGUGGGAAUUAUCACUCCCAAAGUGGUGUUCAUACCGGCCCUUCUAUCACCCCCGAAUUUUGAGAUCGAUGUAUUUGAUAAAUGCAUAUAGUACUGCAGUCAGGUAAUGCAGUUACUGCGGCCAGCGUAAAUUACAUGGCUUGAGCGCGCAUUUGAAAUCGUGUACGCUGUGUGUGUGUGCAAAAGUCGCGGAGGGGUUAGGGUACUAUCACAGGGUUUGAUAGUACUAUCAAACCCUCUGAAGCAAUGAUAGAUCGAAAUGCUCCUUGUCAUGUGAUAUAGCUUUGACCAAUCAGUGAAUGACAAUCUAUGUAUGAUGUAUAUAAUAUUUGUAAACAACACCAGAUAAGAUAUAAAUGAAUGUAUGCAGGCACCUCGCCACCGAAUAUACAUAAAUGCUAUGCAUGAUUAUGUUCCGUCACGUUGAUAUGAAGAUCUGCUCGGGCAUCUUGUUGCCCAGAAUAACCCUGUUUCUAAAUGUUGCUAAUGAGUGAAGCGAACGAGCAUGACAAUAAUGUAGUUUCGAAAUAUGAGAUAUAAAAUGUAUGCGGGCACCUCGCUGUCAAAUAUGUGUGUGCGGGGGUAUUAUUGUUCACUAUGCUCAAAACACUAACAAGACCCAUACCCCCCCCCCCCCCCCCCUCCCUCACGACGACCAGUGCCCUCACAAUUUCUGAAUUAAGGCCAUUUUAUGUUGUUACUAUGUUCAGGAUGGAUCGUGUUUUUCGAUGCACUUGGAUAAUCACAAACCAGCACAAUGUGAUACAAGGUAAUAAACAAGACACGUUAAAAUCAUCCAAGGAUAAGGUGAUCCACAUUAUCGCCUUAGGAAAAUUCGGACCCUAGUAACUAUGUGUCAUGGUGAGGCGUUGCCGGGGGUUGGGAGACAUAUCUCUUGGGAGGAAGUAGAUCGGAGCAAAAUACAUUUUUUAAGAAAAAGGGAAAAGCUGGAAGGAAUGGAUAAAAGCUAUAAAUAUUUAACAUACUCAAGGAUAUUUGCUUACAUAACAAAAAACAUGCUGAAACAUCUUUCCUGACCUUUGUUAAUGUCUCAAAUUAUUCAAUAUCUCUUUAUUCACACUCUGAACUGAACGUUGACAGCAAGAGAUUUGUUUCAAUGUAUUUAUUCAAACAUGAUUAUAUAAGAGGAUAGCGAGAUCAGUUAUAUAAGACUUAUUUACGUCUUGGUCCUAGAGUUAAGAAUACAACAAUACAAUGAACACUGAAACAAUCUCACCAAUUUCAUAAACGAUGCUGAUUGACUAGACUCUUUCAUAAACACCUUAUAUUUAUAUAUAUUCUGUUAAUGCACGCUCAUUAUUGUUCUUUUGUUCUUUCAUAUAUUUUACUUCUUUUGUUAUUUUUUUAAUUUGUUAUGUGCCUUUUGUAAAUACUAUAUUUGAUGAUAAUAAUGUAUGUACAUUUCUCUAUUACGUCAAUCCCAUGUCUUGUAAUUUGUAACGUUUUCAGAUUUCAGAAGUACUUUUGUAUCUGCUUUUUGAAAUGGUGCUAUAAAAUACUUUGUGUUAUUAUCAUUAUAUCAUCAGAAGUUAUAUUAAAUAUGAGAGAAAAACAAUUUAAAAAUGCA